AUGUCCCAAAGAUUCCAACAAGGUCUAUACAAUAUUUCAAAUGCAUACGAAAGAUCUGGGACAGCCAAACAAAGCGAUUGGACUGGUGAAAAAGAAAUGUUUAGAGUGCAAGGUUUUGAGCAAGUGGACUUAUCCGGGCAGCCACCGGUGUAUGAUACUGGAGGGAUGCUGACUGAGAUCAUAAACUUGCCGUGGCGAAAAGCUGCUAAUGAAAUUUUGGAUGAUCAGAUGCAGAUCCAGUCAAGUAAUAACCGAUGGCUGCAAAAACAACAAAUUCCAGCAGAAGUUCAUGAGGCUGAGCUUCCUUUUAUGAUUCCACAUGUUAAAGCAUCUUCUGCUCCUAUAUCUUCUUCAAUCCAGAGGUUACUUCCAUCAGACUUUUCUCUUCAAGGAUUUCCCUUGAAGUUACUUCCAUCAGACUUUUCUCUUCAAGGAUUUCCCUUGGUUAAUAUGGACCCUCCACCUCAAUCUACUUGGUUAUCUAGUAGCGGUGGUGGAGAUGAUACUACCACGAAAAUUGGAAGCAUCAUGGAUGGACAAGGACUUUCUUUAUCAUUAUCUUCGUUGAGGCACUUGGAAUCCUUCAAAUUCGAGGAUUUAAGGAUGGAAAAUAGUGAGGUUUACCUCCAUAAUCAAGGAAUAGGGACUUCCUCAAGUAAUCCCUAUGGUCCAAAGAAUUUUGGGCCUUAUCCGCCACGGGAUGAUCAAAUUCAUUUUGGAUAUACAGCAUCUCCAAUGGUCACAAAUGGCUUGAAAAAUUCUAAAUAUUUGAGAUCUGCCCAAGAAUUGUUGGAAGAAUUCUGCUCUGUCGGGAGAGGGCAAUUCAAGAAUCAAAAAGUGAAAAAGCAAGACAGAAACCCUAAUUCUCUGAAUGGUGGCGGCGGAGGCGGUGCUGGGGCCUCAUCCUCAAAAGACCGUCACCCUUUAUCUCAAGCAGAAAGGGCCGACUAUCAGAGGAAAAAAGUUAAGCUAUUAUCAAUGCUUGAUGAGAUAGAUGGAAGAUACUCGCGAUACUGUGAACAAAUGCAGGCAAUGGUGAAUUCCUUCGACGUGGUUAUUGGAAAUGGGGCAGCAGCUCCAUACACAGUACUAGCACAGAAGGCAAUGUCUCGGCAUUUCCGGUGUACAAAGGAUGCAAUAAUUGCACAGCUUAAGCAGACUUGUGAGAUUCUUGGAGAAAAUGAUCUUACAAUUAGUGCUGGGUUGACAAAGGGAGAGACCCCAAAGCUUAAGCUGCUUGAGCAAAAGUUUAGGCAGCAAAAAGCCCUUCACCACAUGGGAAUGCUGGAUUCUGAAGCCUGGAGGCCCCAAAGAGGAUUGCCUGACCGUUCUGUUAACAUUUUGAGAGCCUGGCUUUUUGAGCAUUUUCUCAAUCCGUAUCCAAGUGAAGCAGACAAGCUUUUGUUGUCUAGGCAGACUGGUUUAUCCAAAAAUCAGGUAUCAAAUUGGUUCAUCAAUGCUAGGGUUAGGCUGUGGAAGCCUAUGGUGGAAGAAAUGUAUCAACGGGAAUUCCAAGAAGAACAGGAGGCAGCUGAGACAAAACAAGACAAUAUUAAUGAACCAAAUUCAGAAACCCACAGCCAAAACAAUGUUGUGACAACUGCACAAACUACAAUGCACAACACUCCUACCAUACCAGCAACGAGCAAAAUAUCAGAAAUGAAUGCAUCAGAAAAGGACCCUUCACAAAACAGCAUCAAAUAUAGGCAGUGCACCUUGGGAAACCAACUCAGCUUCCAAGCUGGUAGCUCAUCCACAUCCACAACGUAUGCUGACCUUGCGCCAUCCGUGUACCGGUGUUUUAUGGCAAACGAGGCAGAGGCAGCUGAAACACACGACUUGGGAGUAUCGACAGAUGAAGGUGCCAACGCGGGGCUUGUUAGGCUUGGCAGUUCUCAGGCAGGAGAUGUGUCUCUCACUCUGGGACUCAGGCAUUCGGGAAAUGUGGUGGUGGGUCGUGAUGAUGGCAACAAAGACGAGGGCGGAAAUGGUGUUGAUGGUGAAAGUAGUCAUGAUGAAGACAACGACGACUAUGGUGAUGCUGAUGGCAAUGACGACAACAACUAUGGUGGUGAGGUAUUGUUGUGUUUUUAG
Fraxinus pennsylvanica is the source of this 2094-nucleotide messenger RNA. The record is from the annotation of a GenBank genome assembly. NCBI's taxonomy places the organism in Eukaryota, Viridiplantae, Streptophyta, Magnoliopsida, Lamiales, Oleaceae.